UUGCCUCAUUUCUGUCUCACACUCGACUUGAUAAGCGACUUGAGUCCCUAACAUUUCAUGUCGUUAAUAUUGUAAUAUCAUCAUCUUUUCAUCCUCAUCUUCUUAUCGUUUUCAUCCUCAUCCUAUUCAAAGAUAUUACCUCAAGUGUAUUGUGUUUCUGUGUAUGUGUUUAUCUACCUGUUACCUGUGUGUGUCUCUCUCUAAGUGUAUCCAUUGUGUUAAUACUCAUAAUUAAUUCAAUGAGUAAUUUUAAUACCUUUUUGUGAUCUACACAACAAUUAACGGAAAUUAUCAUUAUUAUUAGAGGACAAAAAGACACAAUUGAUUGGAUUAUAAGGAGAUAAUCUCAAUCAAUAAAGUGAAUUUUAAACUCCAACAAAAAAAUCCUAAAUUCUCAAUCAUCUCAUGAUAAUUGUGUGUUAACCAUUUUGAUAGUUAAUUCAAUUUCUCUUGAAUUUGUUUUCGUAUAACAAUUAACCACCAAACAAAAUGCUUCCAUUUGAAACUCCAACCAUUUUUGAACAAUUACCUAAACAACUUUUCUCAGUACCAAAAGUUGUUUCCAAUCAGAAGGAUAAAUUUGAAUCCGAUGAACUAUUUCGUCGAUUAAGUCGUGAAUGUGAGAUUCGUUAUGUUGGUUAUAAAGAUCGCCCUUUAGUUGAACGUCGACUAAGAUUUCAAACUGGAUGUCGAGAGGGAACAACAGAUCUCGUAUUUAUACCAACGGGAACAAAUCUACAAUUAGUGUUUAAUUCAUGUGUAAAUGGUUUUAGUGAUUACUGUGAUUUUGAAAAGGAAAGGAAUAAGGUUCAUUUUAAGUCAAGUUUCAUCAUGAAUGGUGUUUGUGUCUACUGUAAGGGUUGGAUUGACCUGGAGAAACUUGAAGGUAUCGGUUGUCUUGAAUACGAUCAGGAGAGAGGUGCAAUUGAAGAUGCUUUUCUGAGGGAGCAAAUUAAGGAAUGGAACGAUAAAAUUAAGCAGAUGCAACAUCCGCUAAUAAGCAACGAGAAAAGUAUCACCUCGAAUAAAUUAUACGAAAAAAACGAAAGAAACAAUCUGCCUAAUCAGAUUGAUAAUCGUUUCUGUGGAAUGCAACUUGGACGUUCAUUGAUGGUUUAAUCGCUAAUCCUGUUAAGUGUUAUCUCACUCCGUGUUAUCCACUCCCACCACUAUUAAUCUCAUCUAUUCCCAUGAUUACUGAUGAAGCAAUUAACUAAUUUUCCGGUGAUAUCCAAGGUUUUCAUGGAUGGACUAUCAUCAAAAUCAUCAUCAUCAUCAUGGUUACCAAUUAAAUGACCUAAACUGCUUGAUUAUAAAUCUUAAUCCUAAUAAUUAAUCCAGUGUGUGUACAAAGUCCCAUCCAAAUACCUAAAUAUUAUAAAUAUAUUGGGUGUGUUUAAUUAAUUCAAUUGAUUGAUUCAAAUGAUGAUGAUGAUUAUUGAACAAAAAAAAACAAUAAGCAAUUGAUGAUAAUAAUAUUAAUCCAAAUCCUUAUCAAAUCCUUUAAUCCUAAUCCUAAAGAAAAAAGCAAAAAAAAAAUUCAAAAUAAUACAAUGAUUAUAAUGAUAAA
Panonychus citri (citrus red mite) is the source of this 1570-nucleotide messenger RNA. Its product is annotated as protein big brother-like. Gene Ontology annotation, molecular function: transcription coactivator activity; sequence-specific DNA binding. Lineage: Eukaryota; Metazoa; Arthropoda; Arachnida; Trombidiformes; Tetranychidae. Gene Ontology annotation, cellular component: nucleus; core-binding factor complex. The transcript is spliced from 5 exons. Bases 490 to 1119 code for a protein of 209 amino acids. Gene Ontology annotation, biological process: regulation of transcription by RNA polymerase II. The record is from RefSeq and is a predicted model, not a curated record.